This is a messenger RNA of Pelobates cultripes (western spadefoot toad), 7044 nucleotides long. The record is from the annotation of a GenBank genome assembly. Lineage: Eukaryota; Metazoa; Chordata; Amphibia; Anura; Pelobatidae.
AUGCGCGAGCGGACUUGUGGGCGGGUCGCUCAAGCGCAUUGCGCAUACACAGAGGGCUCAGUGGCCUUGCGAUUUGAAGUCCUGCCGGUCACUGGGCACUCGUGACGAGAUUAUUACAGUAAUACAGGCUAUUCAUACACAAAGGGGUAGAAUGAAUAAAAAGCCCCAGGAAUCCAAUUUCUGAAAACAUAAAAAUGAUUACAUAAAUAAAAUAACAUUAAAAACUUGAUUAAGAGAAAUAUAUGCAUGUACUCAUAUAAUAUAAGAUACAUGCAUAUUUACCAAAAAGAUGAUAACAUAUAAAUACAGAGAAGGUUGAAAAAUGAGAAGAUAAAAUAUUAAAAUACAUAAUAAAACAGACAUUUUUAUAAAAAAUUGUGCAGAUCAAAGUCUGCAUUAAGCCCAUUUGGUAUAAGGGUCUGUAACUUGUAGACCCAUUCCAUCUCUGUUUUACCUAAAAUAUUUUUUAUGUCUCCACCUCCUCUCCAGGGUAGGGAACAUUUUUUAUACCCAUAUAUUUUAGCAUUUUUGGAUCUUUAUUAUAAAUUAAAAAGUGUUUAGAUAAAGAAUGAUUUAAGUAUCCAUUUUUUAUGUUCCUACAAUGCUCACUAAGUCUAAUUUUAAGACUUAUCACAGCUAUAUCACCUCUAUAACCUCUAUAGCGCGCUUUGAGGUCAGGUGUCCCUGGUCACCUUCCCGCAGUAAGUAGUCAAUCCCACAGAUCAGUCUUCCCUUCUGUUAUAACUAAUGUAGAAUUUCUACAACCACCUUAGUGAUGUCCGUUCUGCCUAUGUGCUGAGGGAAUGAAUUGAAACCAUUUCCAAUUGUGUCACAACAGGGAAAAAAGUUCUUCUUGAUUCCAAGGGGCACAUGGCUAUCUCCUUGGUUCAACACACUGUUGCCACGUGCAUUAAAUAGUCACCAGAACCACAACAGCUUAAUGUAGUAGUUCUGGUGUCUAGAGCAUGUUCCUCCAGUAUUAGCACUGUAAACACUGCCUUUUCAGAAAAAAAGGCAGUUUAUAUAUUGGUGUCCAGAAAACCUCUAGUGGCAGUCACUGGCUUUCAGCGUCUCCACGCUCUUCAUGGGGCGCUUAAUAUUUCCUAUAGAGAUUCAUUGAUUGAAAACAACCCUUUUUAGGUAAAGAAUUCUACAUUCUUCUUGUUCUUACUACGAGGAACUCUUUCCUCUGCAGUAAGUCAUCCAACUUGUAAAGUUUCCAUUAACCACUCAUAUCUGUGAUAUAUAUUUAAUUAAACCAGUGAUCAUUUCAAGAACGAUUGUUUUCAUCUAAACCACUUCCUUUCAAUUUGUACAAUAACAUGUGCUGAACCUUAUAAAAUGCCUUUGUAAAAUCCAAAUAGAUCAUUGACUAAGAUACAGUUCUAUAGUUCUACUCACUGUUUUUCUGUUUUAUAAUCUUGAGUAUUUAUUUUAUAAGUAUAUAAUUACUGUUAAUAAUACAAUUAUUGUUUGUUAUCUUAGGCUUCAGAGUUUUGGAAGUUGCUGUAUUGCUUAUUGCAGCAAACAUACCAAAGGAAUAAUUGUUCUUCAUUAGCAAAUGAAAAUAAGGGUUUGGGUAAGUAAAAAAAACAAGUCACCUUAAAAGUUAUGUGUCAUUGUACCUAAUCCUUAAAAAUGCAUUUUGUGUUAAAUCUGUCUUUAUUAAGGUGUGUGUGUGUGUGUGUGUAUAUAUAUUUAUUUUUAAUUAUUCCCUUUCAGUUAUCACUUUUGAAUCAGCGUAUUGGAGAGCUAACAGAGUGAGAGCAAUUAUAGAAAGCGAGUAUGCUUAUUAUUUGCAAAAUUAUAGAUAUAAAAUGAGGUGCAGUGCGUGUUAUAAUAUGGCUGGUGAAGCAGUAUUGAAACGUCUCUUCUGGCUAGUCAUGCUAAUAUGACUUUGCUGGUGACAUGAGAUACUAUGUGGUAGCAACCUAUCUGUUCUGGAAAUGACUGCGUUUAAGGCAGCGUGAAACGCAAAUUAAACUAGAUUUUCCACUUCCGUAAAGCUGUAUAUUAUAAGUGUCUGUCCGUCUGUGAGUCGUUCAGACUGGGCUAUAUUCCCUCGUUCAGUGUUAACUGUUAGCGUAACCCAUGGCCUGCCUGGCCUGCUCUCGGCUAUGUGACAUGUUAAUUCAAUAACUGCCCCCGUAGGGUGCAUAAUCACCUGCGCCUCAGCAUACAUGUCAAUAAUCUAGGCAUAAGGGUUGGUUUACGGCUACAUAACAUGUUAACUUAGUUGGAUGCUGACGAGCAGAUCCUGCAGUGAUUAUAGAAACAUAGUUGAGUCGUUGCUGCAAUGUCCAAUGCCCAUCAAUCAGUGAUAUAUUGUAUGUAAACUGUAGGUUAUUAUGCAAUACAUGCAGAGGAAUAUGUAACCCGACUAAUGCAUUUUUAGAAGAAGUGAUCAUCCUACAAUGCGCAGUCUGAUGUGGACUGUAGCUAACGAUGCAAUACUGGUAAGAGCUUUAUCAGUAUGGGAGCAGGGCUGCUGUUAAUGAGUCCGAUGAGGGCCUCCCAUGGCACUCACUUUUCCUGCGGGCCGGCAUUCAUCGUGGGGUGCCAUCAGACGCCCAGCAGUGCCAGGUUCUGCUCGGGCCGUCCAGGUCGGCUCCUCGUGGUGGGUAGUCUCCGUAGGUACCCCUACUCUGAACUUUCAAAGGUGUCUUUGAGGAGAGGCCAUGUUGGCAGUGGGGCGCAGCCACAUCAGAUCUCCAAUCUCCUUAGCCUCUGUGUUGGCUUGAAUCACCUCGGUCCCUGCCAUGGUGCUUUCUCAUGAAAGUGUAUCUUCUCCUCAGUAUUAGUAUCCAUUUCAGCUGGCUGGCUGGCUGUCCAUUACACAGCUAUCGCCAGUUUAGGCAGUCGGCAUAGAGCUCACGCCCCUAAAAAUGCAUUUUGUUACAAAAUUAAGCUCAAAUCACCUUCCCUGACUGGCUCUAUUAGCUGCGUGGGGAAUGGAAUUUUUCUGUUGAGUGCAGCAACAUCUCAUUGCUCUUUUUACACUUGCAGUAUUUCAUGUACUGCCUCCAAGCCACAUUAGAUAUAUUAAAUGACAUCCUGGAUUUCUGACUGAAUACUAGAGACCAUAGUGGUAGGGGGAAAGAUCAUUUUAGUUUUGGUGUUGGCAUGAAUACUCUCAUAUAGGUUCUUUGAAAACAAGAAUGUAUUGCUGUGUGUAAUUCUUUUGAUGGUUUGGCACAGGAGUAGUACAUCUUUGGCACUCCAGAUCCCAUGGACUACAUCUCCCCUGGUGUUUUGCAAGCAUUAUGUGAGAUGUAGUCUACAACAUCUGGAGUGUAUAAGAUUGUCUACCCCUGACUUAUAUAUGGUGUGAUCCUUGUCUGCAGGUAGCACGGUCCUCUAGGGUAAACAGGCACAGUCCUUUGGUGUGCAUAUAAUCCAUGCAGUUGUAUUGAUAAACUCCACCACAGCUACAGCAGCAAAUAAAAGAAACAACAAUAAUAACACAAAUCCCUAUAAACAAAAGCCUAGCUCGUCUGAGCACUAACAUACAUCAGACUCCCUCUCUCUCAGGGUUUAAACUAGAACAAAAUAAUAUUUGUGUUCACCAACCUAGUGCCUUUGUCAGAUCUCUGCACUCCACACUCAGUUAGCAUGUGGCUUCCAUUCCUUCUAGAAAUAAACAAAAAUAUCUCUCUUUUCCGCACUCCCAGUGCUCCAAGCCAGCCUUGACUGCUUUCCUUUUGCACUCCCAGUGCUCAGUCUCCUUGACUCUCUCACUGGAGAGAACAGCCUCUCUCCAACCUGCUUCAGGAGAGGAAGACAGCAAUCCCCCCUUUACCUGCAUAGCAGGGAGGGGUUUAUUCCCACUGCUACAGCUGAUUAUCUGCAGCUGAGCAGUGGGUUGGAGACAGUUCCAAAAAACUCUUGCCUGGACCUGAUUUCUCCCAGUUGUGUAUAAACUGAGGAGUGGAGCAUUGGCCCACCCUGCUCUCCAAAUGCUCCACCCCAGGGGCCCAUAACUAAACGGUGGUUUGUGUUGCCUACAACACAUACUACACAUACUCCCCCUGGGGUUAAAUGUUAUAGGCCUAUCUGCCUUCACUUUAUCACAAUGGAUACCAUCUGUCUUCAGCAGCAAAUUUAUCUAUCUUUUUAUAACUAGGUUAGUUACAUUUUUAGACUUUUGUCAAAGAAUGGUUUGGGAUUGUUUUAAAUAUUUUAAAUAAAGUGUUAUAUAUAUAUGUGUGUUUAUUUUAUAUAAAAAAAUUAUUUUGGAUAUGAUCUACGUAUUCCAUAUGAAUAUGAUGGACAGUGUUUUAUGAGAUAGUCAGACCCUAUACACAGAAUGAGAUGCUCCUGUCGGAGGUGGUUGCCUGAUAUACUGACUCUUGCUGCUCAGAAUUAUUCAUUUUAAAGUUAAAGGAAUUAAAACUGAAGACUAUUUCCUACCCCAUUGCUUCCCUUUUUUUUUCUUUUUCAUUUUAUUGUUCUAGUUGAUGCAAAUGAAAACCUAUUUUUUUCAUCUUUCUUUGCAGAAAAUCAAGCAAAAUAUGUGAAAUGUGUACUUAGACAUCAGGGAUAUGGAAGAUCAGCUUUCUACGACCUUCCCUGUGAUGGGUCUGAAGGUAGUAGAGAAUUGCUUCUCGCUUUUUCUUGGCUCCUGAAAAAAUUCAAACUUCUUGAGAAAUUCCUGGAAUUGAUUAGAGUCAGACUGGAUGAUGAGCUGGACAGUUGUGUGGUUUGUAUUUUUAACUUCUGUUGAAUAAUGAUCCUGAUGUGCUUUUGGUGUUUUUAUGUUUUAGUGUGCCUUUGAUUCUGUUUCCCAAGCUAAUUCAACACUUUUUUCUAUUUAGACAAUCCUAGUUUAACAGAAAUCUGUUGGCGCUCUAUUCAGUUCUAAAAUAGUAAAUAACGGUUGGCCAAUGUGUAACUCCUGAAUGAGGGAUAACCCCUAAAAUAUUAAAUACACAAAACAACAAACUAAAUAAGGAGUGAUUAUUGUGAGUAUACAGUGUUACCCUUGUGAACUAAUAACUAUCAAGAUUAGUGAUGUCCCGAACGGUUCGCCGCACGGUUCGACGCGGACGGUGAACAUAAACUUUGACCCUGUACCUCAGUCAGCAGACACAUUCCAGCCAAUCAGCAGCAGACCCUCCCUCCCAGACCCUCUCACCUCCUGGACAGCUCACUAAGAAUGCAGCUUCACAAUGAAUGUAAAAUGGAUGCUGUCCAGGAGGUGGGAGGGUCUGGGAGGGAGGGUCUGCUGCUGAUUGGCUGGAAUGUGUCUGCUGACUGUGAGGUACAGGGUCAAAGUUUAUGUUUAUGUUCGCCGUCCACGGCGAACCGUUCGGGACAUCACUAAUCAAGAUAUAAAUAAAACAUAACUUUUACUUUAAGACAUAGGAUACAAAUCUGGUGGUCAUGAUGAUUAAAAAAAAAAACAACAAAAAAACUAAAAACAGCUUGGACUCUAGACCUGGGUAAUCCCUAAAUCCUGGUCUGUUAGGUUUGCCUUGAGGAGAGGGAUGAUGAGCACUGGAGUAAGGUCAUAUUCUCUGAAUCCAAUUUUCAGCUGUGCCCAACACGGCUAAUGGUUAGACAGAGACCUGCAUGCCACAGUGUCUGGUAUCCACAGUAACAUUUGGUGGAGUAGUGUUGAUUUUGAGGGUGCCUCAUCAAGGCUGAAAUCGUGAAGAUUCAUCUUUGUGAAGGACACAUGAAUCAAGCCACAUAAGGAAGGAAACAUGCUUCCUUUUGCUCUGACAAUGAUUCCCCCAACUCAAAGAGUUGAUUUUUUCAGCACUACAAUGCUCCUUGCCACACAGCCAGGACAAUCAAGGUGUGGAUGGAGGACCACUAAAUCCAGGCUUGAUCUUCAGACAUGAACCCUGUUAAAAACCUCUGGAAUAUGAUCAAGAGGAAGAUCGUUGGCCACAAUAAUAGGUAUUUAAAAGUGAAUAUGUACUCGUUGUGGGGUUUUGUUUUUUGCGUUUUUCAAGGACUGAAAAUCCUUCUUCUUUUUGUUGUAAUUUUAGGCAAAUACAUGCUCAGAAUAAUGUUUAGAUAUGGAAUUUUUGUUAUAAUUGUCAGCAUAAAAAAAAAGAUAAUUUUACUUAAAGGAACACUAUAGUCGACAAAACAACUUUAUCUUGCUGAAGCAGUUUUGGUGUAUAGAUCAUGUCUCUAAAGUCUCACUGUUCAAUCACUUUUGUUAAAUCAAUGUUAUUAGUAUUAAGUUGUUGCAGCCUCCAAUACCUGUGACUCAAGUAGCCUUUAUGGGGAUAAAUAGGUUUAAUUUUCAAUCACAUGUUAACUUACUUGAGACGUUUUUAUCUCUCGCUCUGUAAGUUGAACUUUAAUUACAUACAGGAGACUCCUGCAGGGUCUUGCUAGUUAUUAACAGAGCAGGAGAUUAUAAAUUCUAAAUUAAACCGCAAUUGCAAUAAAGUCACAUUAGAUUAAUCUUUUACAGGAUGUGUUUAGGAAGGCUGUGUAAGUCGUAUGCAGGGAGGUGUCCCCUCCCCAUCCACCGUGAACCUACUGUCCGUAAAUUCUUUUAUCCCAUAAAUAUUGUACAAAUGAGCUUUAGAAGUACCUUUAGUGAUCUUUAUUUUAAUAAUAUUUUCACCUUUGCUUUUUUGCCUUCAGAUUAGAGGCAGUGCAUUACAACAGGGAUUUCUCAGCUAGAGGGAAAAUAAGGCAGGCAAAACCCCCCAAAAUAUUUAGAACCUCCACCAAAUCUCCUUUGGCACUAUAAAGUGCCUUCAACCCCAAAGCUCCCCAGUUCCUUGCCUGCCUCCGGUAGAUGAGGUUGUCAGGCUUACCCCUGUCUUAGCAGAAGCAAGGUGAGGGAGCAGCUCUGGAGGCUCUGCUUCAGGUUCUUCUCCUCAGGAUGGCCAACAGGUGUACUCGCUUCAGGCCCCCGGACUGGUAGAACGCACGCCAGGCGCCUGUGUUCCACCAAUACUUAUAACUUCUGCCAAUACCGCACCGGGUAAGGCGAAGGUGCGUAUGCGUGCACGGGCUGGGAGGUCUUGGCGGUGGAAUGCAAGUACAGGUUCUGAUGCGCUCCACCGUGCAUGA